Spirodela intermedia is the source of this 5567-nucleotide messenger RNA. Lineage: Eukaryota; Viridiplantae; Streptophyta; Magnoliopsida; Alismatales; Araceae. The record is from the annotation of a GenBank genome assembly.
AUGGGGGAGCUUGUGUUUCGGGUGGACUCGUAUGACUACGAUUCUCACCACGUCAUGGGGAGGCGAGCUCCGGCGAGAGACGAGGUCGUCCUUCUGGGACCCUGCGGCGACUGUAUUCUCACCGUUCGCAGGAAGGUGAGUUGCUUACCGACUCCUUCGCCGUCUUAUCUUUUCCGGUUUCUACUAUUUCGCUCUCUUAAAUCUUCAUCAUUGGCAGGGCCAGCGGUUAGUGUUUACGAGCACGGUUAUAUAUUCUUCCGUCAUUUAAAAAAUUAAUUCCAGAUCGGGGAAGAAUCUGGGAUUUUAAAUUUUCUGGUUCGAUGAUGUAGUGGCGAGCCUGCACCAGAGAUGGGUGUUGGCUUCGCAAAGCUAGAUCCGCUCCAAGAACUUCCGGAUAAAGGAAGAAUCAAGAAGGAGAAAUCGUCGUAGGAGAGAAUGUUCCGCAUGUCAAUACGUCGAACACAGCCCAUUAUAUAGGGGAGCCAAUCGUCGUAGGAGAGAGAGAGCACGCAACUAACUCCUGACUGAGCUGGCUUGGUGUCCGAGGUGGCACCAUCCUCGCCGUUAUAACUCCUGAUGAUGGACGGCCCCCGAUCAAUCCUGCAAACAGAAAAUAAUCACCCGAAAGAAGGAAAACGCCCAAAUCAGUCUCGCCAGAGAAUUUGCCGGAGACGACAAUCCACGGCGGUGCACGAUGGGGCUGGAUCAAGCCCUUCAAUCUCCUCCUUGCUCCAGCUCCUCCAUAUGGACAUCCUUGAUCCCAGGCGCUCUCACAUCUCCACAAAUUUUAGUUUUCCCAGUGACUUGGUGAGGAUAUCUGUCAGCUGAUCCUCUGUCUUCACAUAGUCCACUGAGAUCUUCUUGUCUUCUACACACUGACGAAUAAAGUGAAAACGAAUGUCAAUGUGCUUCAUUCCGGUAUAAUGCACCGGAUUCUUGCUUAGGAUAAUGGUAGAUUUGUUAUCUACAAGGAGUUUCAUACUCCCCUCUUCUACUCUUCUUAAUUCGCUAAUGAGACGAUUUAGCCACACGCCCUGACAUGCAGUAGUAAGAGCAGCAAUAUACUCCACUUCACACGAAGAUAAGGCUACUGAAUUUUUCUUUUAUGAAGCCCAGUUAAUCACCAUUUUACCAAGGAAAAAGACCUGCCCUGAGGUGCUUUUCCUGUCUUGCACAACACUAGUAAAAUUGUUAUCACUGUAGCCAAUUAAUUUUGCCCCUGUCUGUCUUUUUUCAUAGACUAAAUCAUAGUGAAUAGUACCUUUUAGGUACCUCAAAACUCACUUGAUCGCCGUGAGAUGUUUUGAAGUAGGGUGCUCCAUAAACCUACUCAGAAAUCCCACAAAAUAUGUCAAAUCAGGAUGGGUGUGAGUCAAAUACCUUAAGCUUCCAAUGAGGCUUCGAAAGUAGGUAGAGUCAACUGAUGGCCCUGAAUUUGAUUGACUAAAUUUGACUCUAGCUUCAAGUGGAGCUUGCAUUGGAUUACAAUCGCCCAUCUUUGCAAAAUCCAGUAUUGUUAGCGCAUAAGUUCUCUAAAACAAAGUAAUGCAAGCUUCUUUUUGAACCAUUUCAAUGCCCAAAUAAGAGCAAAGGUGCCCGAUGUCACUCAUCUCAAAGAAAUGUUUUAUUUGACCUUUGAACUCACUAAUGUCACUAUCAUUCUCACCUAUGACAAUAAGAUCAUCCACAUAGACUUCGAUGAUCAAGUGAACUCUAUUUGAAGACUUCAAGUAGACAACUUACUCAUGUUUGCUUCUCUUGAAACCGAGUGAGACUAAGCAAUUAUGCAGUUUGAAAUACCAUACACGUGGGGCUUUCUUCAGCUUCAGAACACAACCCUUUUUAUCCUUCACAAUAAAUCCCUCAAGUUACUUGAGAUGUAGCUCUUCAUCCACAUCUCCAUUUAGAAAGGCAGAUUUCACAUCUAGAUGAUGUAAUGCCCAACUAUUUUGAGCUGAAAUUGUAAUCAGCACACAAAUUGUCUCAAAUUGAACCACUGGAGCAAAUAUCUCAUCAUAGUCUAUGCCUUGCUUCUUUAAGUAACCCUUUACAACAGGUCUUGCCUUGUGUCUCAAAACUUCUCCUCGAGCAUUCUUCUUGAGCUCAAAGAUCCACUUAAGCCCAAUUGGCCUGCAACUAGUUGGGGUUGUGACUAACUCCCAAGUUUGACUUUGAUCUAUAGCUUCCAUCUCAUCUCUCAUAGCCUUCCUCCAUGCUUCCUCUCAUGAAGCUUCAGCAUAGGUCACAAGCUCAUCACUAGAAAGCAAGCAAUGUCCCAUCUCAUAGCGUAUUGGGCCGGUCUCACUAUACAAUUUAGCUAAGGACUUGAAUCUUGCAGGUUGAAUUUCUUCAGAAUCCGAGUGUGCGACCGGAAAUGACUCUUAAGUCUCAGAGUCUCUCUCUUCAUCUUCAUCCUCGAGGACAAUUGGCUCAUCCAUCCCUUGGUCAGCAGAAAAAAUUAGGAAAAAAUGUGAGCUCAAGAAUAUUCUCACCUCUUUUUUCCCAAUUCCACUGAGCAUCUUCUUCAAAAACAACAUCUCGGCUGAUAUGGACUGUAUCGUUGACCGGGUCAAAGCAGCGGUAAGCCUUUGAGCUAACUUCAUAGCCUAUGAACACCAUAGGGGUGCUGCAAUCUUCAAGCUUUUUUUGUGGAGAUUUAGUGCAUUUCACAUGAACAAUUAAGCCAAACACUUGUAAAUGCUAAAUUGAGGGCUUUUUGCCAUUCCACUUGUCAUUAAGGGUCAACAUCUGCAGAUUGUGAGUAGACGACUGAUUAAGAAGAUAAACUACCGUACUUACAGCCUCUCCCCAUAAUUCUUGAGGUAGUGCUUUUUCCUUCAACAUGCUCCGGACUAAGGACAUAAUUGUCCAAUUCUUUCUUUACACAACUCCAUUUUGCUGUUGGGAGUAGGGGGCAGUCAACUGCCAUUUGAUGCCCUAAGAAGUACAAAAAGAAUUAAAUUCAUCAAAAUUAAAUUCUCUACCUUUGUCUAUCUAAAGACACUUGAGCUUUGUCCCCUUCUCAGCUUCAGCCAGCAUUUUGAACUUCUUAAAUUGACUAAAUGCUUCAAAUUUAUGCUUGAGCAUAGCCACCCACAUUAGCCUCGAGCAGUCAUCAACAAUGAGGAGGAAAUACUGGCUUCCCCCUAAUGUGGGUGGGCUAAUUGGGCCAUAGAUGUUCGCUAACACCAACUCAAGAGGUUCAGUAGCUCUGUAAGCAGAUGCUUUAAGGAAUGGAGUGCGAGAUUGCUUGCCUACUAAGCAACUUCGGCAGAUGUGAUCAAGUACCCUAAUCAGUGGAAGUCCCUCCACUAGUGCUCUACUCGACAUUUCCCUUAAUGAAUGAAAAGUCAAAUGGCCAAACCUUCGGUGCCACAGUCGACUUGAAUUCUCAUCCUCUUUAGUGAGUAAACACUCUUCUUCCAUUUUGAGCUUGAGUAAAUAGAGCCACCCUUCCGUGCGAUGAACUUCUGCUAGGAGUGCUCCAUCCUAGUCAUAAAUGGUCAAGCGUCCCCCAUGCGUGAUCAUCUUGCAUCCUUCAUCAAGUCUGCCCAGACUGAGAAUAUUAGCACAUAAUUUAGGGACAAAGAGAACAUUACCAAAGUGAAUUUGCUCCCCAUCUUACCGAAGAACCACCACAUUGUCUCAGCAAUGGAUUUUCACAUGGAAAUUGUCCCUAAAUCUGACAAAGCCAGAUGUUGUUUCAUCUAGAUUCGUGAAGAAACUUCUCCUCCUAGUCAUGUGGUUUGUGGCCCCAGUGUCAAGUUAUCACAAGUCUAGAUUGCUGAGAUCACCCUUGGAGCCUUGAAGGAGGAAGUCACUCUGUGCAUCUUCAAUUGCCAUCAGAAGAGAUGACGUAGCAGCAGGGGCAGAAGGAGUGCUUACCACUGCCGAGGCUGAGUCCACCACAUAAGCCCAGACUUCUUUCUCUUUCUUAGCACUUCUGCAUUCAUAUGCAAAGUGGCCGAACUUCUGAAAGUUAUAGCAUUGAAUUGCCGACUUGUUGAAAGUCUUCUUAUCUUCUUCUGGAGGCUGAUUUUGUCCUCGGCCUCUGCCUCUGCCUCGCCCCGCGGCUGCAAUGACGGCCUCUUCCAUGAGAUGAGGACUCCUCCUCACUCGUUAGUUUCGCUUUGCUCAUCGCCUUGGCCAAUGAUGCCUACUCUUCUUCAUGAGAUUCCCGUUCCUUGAGCUGCAGCUCAUGAACAGUGAGAGAGCCAAUUACCUUGUCAAGGCUCACCUUGUCCAAAUCACUAUACUGCUCUAGUGGCAAGGUAAGUGUGUCGAAUUUCGAAGGCAUCACCCUCAGAAAAUGCUGCACAAUCUCUCGCUCUUCCAUCGCCUCUCCCAAAUUCCGCAAUUUGGAAACGAUUUGCGUGAAUUUCAUCGUGAAAUCCACAAUUGAGUCAGUCUUGGCCAUAUGAAAAGCAACUCAAAUUCUCGUUUCAAUCCUUGAAUGUGAGACUGAAUCACUCGGUCCAUGCCGAGGUUCCAUUGCCGUAGAAUCUCCCAAUUUUCUUUCGCCGUCUUCUUGGCGUCAAGAAUUGUCAGCAGGUCUUCUGAAACCGCACUGAUGAUUGUCGAUAAUACCAAGUGAUCUUUAUUUUUCGAGAUGUUCUCCCCAACGAUUGCCUGCCAAGGUCAUGAGACUCUAAAUAUUCCUCCAUAGACAUCGACCACACUCUGUAUUUGGUCUUUGAGAACUUGAGGGAUGGCACCAGCGCCACCAUCUCUCCCCCACGCUUGCCUGAGGUGCUCGCCUCACCUGUCUUCUCGGCCAUCUUCUUGAUCUCGUGGAGUCGAGUGGCUCUGAUACCACUUGUUGGCUUCGCAAAACUAGAUCCGCUCCAAGAACUUCCGGAUAAAGAAAAAAUCAAGAAGGAGAAAUCGUCGUAGGAGAGAAUGUUCCGCAUGUCAAUACGUCGAACACAGCCCCUUAUAUCGGGGAGCCAAUCGUCGUAGGAGAGAGAGAGCACGCAACUAACUCCUUGCUGAGCUAGCUUGGUGUCCGAGGUGGCACCAUCCUCGCCGUUAUAACUCCUGAUGAUGGACUGCCCGAUCAAUCCUGCAAACAGAAAAUAAUCACCCGGAAGAAGUAAAACGCCCAAAUCAGUCUCGCCAGAGAAUUUGCCGGAGACGGCAAUCCACGGCGGUGGUGGGGCUGGAUCAAGCCCCUUCAAUGGGAAGGGCUACUGGGGGAAAAGGUGGACGGGGAAGGCGCUCAAUCGUCGGGAACUCCGCUGGGAUCUUCGUGGAGGUCUACGGAAUCGGAGGAACGGGACACCGCGAGACGAGUGGAAGGCUCCUUCUCCCAGAGGUGCUGCACAGUCUACGACGCCCACUCUGAGAAAGGUAGCACGCUCGGGGAAGCUGAGGAAGGCAGCGCCGCGGUGGUGGCGGAGAUCAGGAGGAAAGUGGUGUCUUCAGCUUCAUCGGCGGCAGACGUGAUGUCCGACAGCAUGGUACUUGGUAGGGACGUGUUUUGCCUGCGGCUGGCUCCGGGGUUCGAUGCCGCCUUCUCGAUGGGACUAGUCCUCGUGCUUGACCAGAUCACGGGCGACAAACAAUAA